Messenger RNA from Penicillium digitatum Pd1, 498 nucleotides. The record is from RefSeq and is a predicted model, not a curated record. NCBI's taxonomy places the organism in Eukaryota, Fungi, Ascomycota, Eurotiomycetes, Eurotiales, Aspergillaceae.
AUGCUCCGCGCAGCCUCAAACCUCCAAAUCCCCGUGUACGUGACCACUCAAAACCGCGCCAAACUCGGCAACACUGUACCAGAACUCCAACAACACCUCAACGGUCCACAAAUACUCGCGGACGUAGACAAAACCCUCUUCUCGAUGAUAGUACCGGAAAUCGAGAAGCUGCUCCCGGCCCCAGACUCAACGCCCCUCGACGUGAUAAUCGUUGGGAUCGAAGCGCACAUCUGCGUGACGCAGACGACGCUCGAUCUCCUCGAGCGCGGUCAUCAUGUAUACAUUCUCGUUGACGGCGUUAGCAGUAUAAACUCCGAGGAGAGGGGAAUUGCGCUUGCUAGAUUGAGGGAUGUUGGCGCUGUUGUUACGAGUAGUGAGAGUGUGCUUUUUGAGAUUCUGGGUGAUGCCUCGCAUGAGGCUUUCCGAGCUGUGAGUGGGCUUGUUAGGGAGACGAAGGAGAGUACGAAGGAGGCUUUGGGGGUCUUUUCGAGGAUUUGA